Molecule: messenger RNA, 1695 nt
Organism: Aspergillus nomiae NRRL 13137
Lineage: Eukaryota; Fungi; Ascomycota; Eurotiomycetes; Eurotiales; Aspergillaceae
Product: amidophosphoribosyltransferase
Exons: 4
Coding region: 1-1695 (564 amino acids)
Biological process (GO): purine nucleotide biosynthetic process; purine nucleobase biosynthetic process
Cellular component (GO): cytoplasm
Molecular function (GO): amidophosphoribosyltransferase activity
Source: RefSeq, a predicted model, not a curated record
AUGUGUGGUAUCAUUGCUCUGAUCCAGGCGAACCCGUCGUCUUCCGCCGCCGUUGACCUCCACGAGGCGCUAUACCUGCUCCAACAUAGAGGCCAGGAUGCUGCUGGAAUCGCCACCUGUGCUUCAGGUGGUCGGAUCUACCAGCUAAAGUCGAACGGUAUGGCGGCCAAGGUUUUCCACGACGGUUCUAGGGUGGCGGACCUUCCGGGAUUCAUGGGCAUUGGUCACUUGAGAUAUCCCACCGCCGGAAGCAGUGCGAAUGCCGAGGCUCAGCCUUUCUAUGUCAACAGUCCGUAUGGCAUUUGUCUGGCCCACAACGGCAACCUGAUCAAUGCUCCGGAGCUCAAGAGAUAUCUGGACUUUGAGGCUCACCGUCAUAUCAACACUGAUAGUGACAGCGAGCUCAUGCUCAACGUCUUCGCUGAUGAGUUGAGCGAAACCAAGAAGGCACGGGUCAACAAGGAUGACGUCUUUGCCAGUCUCAGCCGGAUGUAUGAGAGAUGUCAGGGCGGCUGGGCAUGCACUGCUAUGCUAGCUGGCUUUGGUCUCGCCUUCCGCCGAAGGCCAAGGCACGGAUACAUGAUGGCCUCCGAAUCUGUUGCUCUGCACCAGCUUGGCUUCACUAACAUCCGUGACAUCCAACCUGGUGAAGCGGUCAUCAUUGAAAAGGGCGGCGAGCCUGUGUUCCGCCAGGUCGCCCCGAAGAUGGCCUAUGCUCCUGAUAUUUUCGAGUAUGUCUACUUCGCGCGUCCCGAUUCCGUUAUCGAUGGCAUCAGCGUGUACCGUAGCCGUCAACGGAUGGGUGAUCGCCUUGCCGCCAGGAUUCUUGAUGUUCUUGGACCGGAAGUGGUCAAGGACAUUGAUGUCGUCAUCCCUAUCCCGGAGACUUCCACGACGUCCGCCGCGGCCGUCGCUCGGUAUCUCGACAUUCCCUACUGCCAAGGCUUUGUAAAGAAUCGCUACGUUUUCCGUACAUUCAUCAUGCCUGAGCAGAAGACCCGACAGAAGGGUGUUCGCCGCAAGCUGAAUGCUAUGCAAGCAGAAUUCAAGGACCGAAAUGUCCUUCUGGUUGACGACAGCAUCGUGCGAGGAACUACCAGUCGGGAAAUUGUCACCAUGGCAAGAGAAGCUGGUGCUAAGAAGGUUUAUUUUGCCAGCUGCGCACCGGAAAUCACACAUGCUCAUAUCUAUGGUAUUGAUCUUGCGUCGCCCAACGAGUUGGUUGCGCAUAACCGUGACGCUGAGCAGAUCGCCAAGCACAUUGGUGCCGACAGUGUCAUCUUCCAGACCUUGUCUGACCUGAAAGGUGCUUGUGCGGAGAUUGCCCAGGAGAAUGGGUUGGCUGAACCGCAGAACUUUGAGGUCGGCGUGUUCUGUGGUAACUACGUCACUCCUGUUUCUGAGGGAUACUUUGAUCACCUGGAAAAGAUCAGAGGCGAAGGCCGCAAGAUUAAGGCUUUGGAUCGGGCUAAGGAAGCCGUCACUCAUGGCUUUGCUAGUGAGAAGGAUUUCCAGAUCGCUGCCAACGGCGUCAAAUUGGAUGCCAGCGGCAACAUCAUCCCAGCGUCGACCCCGGGAGAGUCUGAGGUGCCACAGGUCAGCCUCUGUAGCACUCGCGAACCCGCGAGCGAAGAGCAUCCUAAGGUCAAGGAUCGAAUGGAUAUUAGCAUCCACAACAUGGGCGAUCACCCAUGA